UUCCAUCUGCUGAAGCUAUUAUUCCUUGUGUCAGAUUCGCAAACUGCACUUAGAUCUUUUCAUGACGUCAGCUAGCAGCUAGGCAACUGCUAUAAGGACAGAGUGGUCACUUGGAACCCAACCUUAUAAAUUAUCCUAUCGAGACUACCAACGGAGGCUAAGCUGGAGAUAUCAAUCACCAAAACCUCAUAUCUACACAACAGAAUACCACCAUGAGCGAAACACUCCUCUCCAUCCUAACAGGAGAACCCUGGUCCUGGGAUCCAUACGAAUCCAACCAAAUAAGAUUCAACAAAGACGGCACAGGCACACUCAUCUGCCGCCUCGAACUCGUAGUCUGGAUCGCCGCAGAAUUCGACUGGAAACCCCAAAACCCAGAAUGUCUCUCUCAACCUAUCGACCUCCCGACUAAUCCCCCAAAACGCCCAUCCCACCUCACCCAAUUCAACAUCGAGAUAGCGCUCACCAAACGCCGUAUUCCUGCACUGGGAGACGCGGUAAACCGUCGUAUCAUUAAUGAACAGCUGCUCACGGAUGCGGCUUUCCUGCCGAAGAAAUAUACCAUUAAACUCGAGAGUGGGCAGUUUCUUUGCGCGUCUGAUGUUGGGGGUGGGUAUAGUGAUUCGCCGAGGUUUGGAACUCGCUUGUCUUUUGAUAGGUCGCCUUAUCCGCCGCGGGAGGAGUGGAAGGAGACGGAUGGUGGGGUGGAUGCGAAUAAGUUUUGGGAAUGGAGGGAGUUUUGCUCGAGGAGGCUUCCUGAGAGGACGGGGCUGUUUUCGAGGAUUUUGGGGAGUUUUGGGGGUUGAUAGGAGUGUAUGUUGUGGUUGAUGUGAGAUUGGAUGUGUGGUUUUGGUUUGCUUGAUAGGUUCUAUGGUUGGCUCUUGUGUUGAUAUGGACUCUGUCUAAUGGUGUUUUCUUGUUAUUGGUAGGUUACGACUAGUUAAUAUUGAUAAUACAAAGGAUGCAUGUCAGAAGAAUUGUAUUCGAGAAUUAUGAAUAAAUUGUUUCAUGCAUA
Molecule: messenger RNA, 1015 nt
Organism: Aspergillus caelatus
Lineage: Eukaryota; Fungi; Ascomycota; Eurotiomycetes; Eurotiales; Aspergillaceae
Exons: 3
Coding region: 213-806 (197 amino acids)
Source: RefSeq, a predicted model, not a curated record